This is a messenger RNA of Cyclopterus lumpus (lumpfish), 1080 nucleotides long. It is a transcript of the gene isl2a, whose product is annotated as ISL LIM homeobox 2a. Gene Ontology annotation, cellular component: nucleus. Gene Ontology annotation, biological process: positive regulation of transcription by RNA polymerase II; axonogenesis; neuron fate specification. NCBI's taxonomy places the organism in Eukaryota, Metazoa, Chordata, Actinopteri, Perciformes, Cyclopteridae. Bases 1 to 1080 code for a protein of 359 amino acids. The transcript has 6 exons. Gene Ontology annotation, molecular function: cis-regulatory region sequence-specific DNA binding; DNA-binding transcription factor activity, RNA polymerase II-specific. The record is from RefSeq and is a predicted model, not a curated record.
AUGGUGGAUAUCCUGCUCAAUACUUCUUUCCUGGAUGAUAUGGGGGAUCAUUCAAAAAAGAAGUCGGGAAUCGCAAUGUGUGUGGGCUGUGGAAGUCAGAUACACGACCAGUACAUCCUGAGAGUCUCCCCGGACCUGGAAUGGCAUGCAGCCUGCCUCAAGUGUGCAGAGUGCAGCCAGUACCUGGACGAGACCUGCACUUGCUUCGUCCGAGACGGAAAGACUUACUGUAAAAGAGAUUAUUCAAGGUUAUUUGGCAUCAAAUGUGCAAAGUGUAACAUGGGCUUCUGCAGCAGCGACCUGGUGAUGAGAGCUCGGGACAAUGUCUAUCACAUGGAGUGUUUUCGGUGCUCGGUUUGCAGCCGACACCUCCUGCCGGGGGACGAGUUCUCUCUGCGGGACGACGAGCUGCUGUGUCGGGCGGAUCACGGCUUGCUAGCGGAGCGGGCCUCUGCAGGGAGCCCGCUCAGCCCGGGGAACAUCCACACCAGACAGCUGCACAUCUCAGGUAAACCUGUUUCGGUCCGACAUCCUCCUCAUCACCGGAACCACGUCCACAAGUCCGAGAAGACCACUCGGAUCCGGACGGUGCUGAACGAGAAGCAGCUCCACACCCUGCGGACCUGCUACAACGCCAACCCGCGACCGGACGCUCUGAUGAAGGAGCAGCUGGUGGAGAUGACCAGCCUGAGCCCCAGGGUGAUCCGCGUCUGGUUUCAGAACAAGCGCUGCAAAGACAAGAAGAGGUCCAUCCUGAUGAAGCAGCUUCAAUCACAGCAUCACAGCGAAAAAACCAAUCUGCAGGGCCUGACAGGCACACCUCUGGUGGCAGGAAGUCCUAUCCGGCACGACAACACCGUGCAAGGGAAUCUUGUGGAGGUGCAAACCUACCAGCCACCGUGGAAAACCCUCAGCGACUUCGCCCUGCAGAGCGACCUGGACCAGCCUGCUUUCCAACAGCUGGUGUCUUUCUCCGAGUCGGGCUCCCUGGGCAACUCCUCGGGCAGUGAUGUGACCUCCCUCUCGUCUCAGUUACCGGACACACCGAACAGCAUGGUGCCGAGUCCCGUCGACACGUGA